UUGAGAAAUCAGAAGUUGAUUUACUUGAAAUGACAGCUGUGAUGACAAAGGAGAGGCUUCCAAGAGGACAGCUAUAUAUGUAGGAUCCAGCCAUUCACGGCAGAGAGACUAUUAGGCUCCCUGCCCACCUCUGCUUCCUGCAAGCACUCAGCAGUUCCAGAUCACACCAAGAUCACCAUGAGUUCACUCAGCAAAGCCUACAUCCAGCCCACGCUUGAUCUGUUCCAACUGUUAGGAAAAUCAAAGGAGGAAAAUGUCUUCUACUCCCCUUUCAGCAUCAUAUCAGCAUUAAGUAUGCUCUUUUUAGGGACCAGAGAAAACACUGCCCAACAAAUUGCAAAGGUCCUUCAUCUUCAAGAAGACACAGAGAACACAAAAGACACAGCGUCAACCCACCACGUUGAGAGGUCAGAAAAUGUGCAUCUCCAAUUUCAAAAGCUUCUAAAUGAAUUAAACAAACCUACUGAUGCCUAUGAGCUGAAGAUUGCCAACAAGUUCUAUGGAGAAAAGACUUUUCCAUUUCUUCAGGAAUAUUUGGAUGAUAUCAACAAAUAUUACCUCGCCAAUGCAGAAUCUGUUGAUUUUGCAAAUGCUGCAGAAGAAAGUCAAAAGAAGAUUAACUCCUGGGUGGAGAGCCAAACAAAUGGAAAAAUCAAGAACUUAUUUCCUAGUGGGACUCUCAACAGCACCACCAUACUGGUUCUGGUGAAUGCCAUCUAUUUCAAAGGGGAGUGGGAUGAGAAGUUUAAUAAAGAAAAGACCAAAGAGGAUAAAUUUUGGCUAAACAAGAAUACAAGCAAACCUGUGCAGAUGAUGAAACAAAGGAAUCAUUUUAAUUUUGCUUUGCUGGAGGAUGUGCAGGCCAAGAUUCUGGAAAUACCAUACAAAGGCAAAGAUCUAAGCAUGAUUGUGCUGCUGCCAAAUGAAAUAGAUGGGCUGCAGAAGCUUGAAGAACAACUCACUGCUGAGAAAUUAAUAAAGUGGAUGAGCUCACAGAAUAUGAAAAAAACAUAUGUGAAAUUACACUUACCUAAGUUCAAAAUAGAAGAGAAAUAUGAGCUCAGUUCUGUGUUGGAAGCCAUGGGGGUGGUGGAUGCCUUCAGUCCACAGAAUGCCAAUCUUUCAGGAAUGUCUGAGCACCAGGGUCUUGUGGUAUCUAAAGUCCUACACAAGUCCUUUGUGGAGCUGGCUGAAGAGGGAACAGAGGCUGCAGCAGCCACUGGCAUGGUAAUCAGGGUGACAUCAGCACAAAUGCAUGAAGAAUUCUUUUGUGAUCACCCUUUCCUAUUCUUGAUCAAACAAAAUAAGACCAAUAGCAUCCUCUUCUUUGGCCGAUUCUCUUCCCCUUAGACGCAAUUAGCUUGUCACUACUUUUGGGGAAAGUUUACAGGUUCAUUUCAGUAAAUAGCUUGCUGGCAACGACAGAUUCCCCUGACUCAUUUUCCUUUCCAAUGUCAUAGUCAUCACUAAGAAUUUAAUAGUGGAAACAGCAUAUCUCUAUCAUUCUCUUUCUAUGUACACACAUAAACUUACUUUUUCACCCAUAAAAAUUUCCUUUGGGGAAAAACAUUUCACUUCAAGAUAAGAUAAAAGGAUAUUUCCAUAUUGUAUUUUCUAAAUUUGAAAUAUAAUUCUAUGUGUGAUCCAUUUUAAAUCAAUCAAACCAAAGUAUCCUUUCUCUUUAAACUUAUUAACCUAGACAUCCACAUUUCUUUAGGUUUAGGUGAUAUCUGGAACCCUUCAUAAAUUUACCAAUUUUGUGAAUCUGUGAAACACAUUAUCAAUAAAACUUUGACUUACUCCAAUUAUUUGUUGUUUUGCCUUUUUCUCUUCAAUAAUGCUCAAGUGAUCAAUCACACAUAAGA
Messenger RNA from Oryctolagus cuniculus (rabbit), 1865 nucleotides. Its product is annotated as serpin B4. Gene Ontology annotation, molecular function: serine-type endopeptidase inhibitor activity. Lineage: Eukaryota; Metazoa; Chordata; Mammalia; Lagomorpha; Leporidae. Gene Ontology annotation, biological process: negative regulation of endopeptidase activity. The record is from RefSeq and is a predicted model, not a curated record.